Molecule: messenger RNA, 2061 nt
Organism: Pieris rapae (cabbage white)
Lineage: Eukaryota; Metazoa; Arthropoda; Insecta; Lepidoptera; Pieridae
Gene: ITP
Product: CHH-like protein
Exons: 4
Coding region: 247-582 (111 amino acids)
Biological process (GO): circadian rhythm
Cellular component (GO): extracellular region
Molecular function (GO): neuropeptide hormone activity
Source: RefSeq, a predicted model, not a curated record
CAAUGCUAAGAGUUCGUUUCUUUCGCUCCUAUACGCAGUCCCGUUUCAGAAGUUGCUAUUCUGCUUUAGGCUCUCAUUGAUCAGUGUUCUAGGAAACUUAUUUGUGGGAAUGCAGUGUUAGUUAAUGUGACUGUUAUUCAACUGUCAAACGGAUAUGCCUGGGUAUCGUUUGGCGAGUGUGAAGAAAAAGAAGUCAAUACCGACUGCAUUGUCGUGUUUUAACUCUUUGAUGCGUUAAUUGUUUAGAUGCAUCUUAACUCGAUACAACUGUGCACGGCUGCGUUGACGCUGGCUCUUGUAGCAGCGGUGCCCGCUUCUACGCCGCACCACGUCUCUCGCCGGUCAUUCUUCAGCCUCGAAUGCAAAGGUGUCUUUGACGCGGCGAUUUUCGCGCGCUUAGAUCGUAUCUGUGACGACUGCUAUAACCUCUUUAGGGAACCGCAGCUCUAUACUCUAUGCAGGAAAGACUGUUUCAUGACAGACUACUUCAAAGGCUGCGUGGAAGUACUUCAAGAGACCGAUCAACUCGAAAUAUUCAAGAAAUAUAUAAUACAAUUAAAUGGGGCGGAUCCAGGGAUUUAGAUCGGAUUGUUUUACCACGCUCUUUUUCAAGGGUUGUGUGGAGUCUCUGUGCCUCUCGGACGAGAUGGAGGAACUGGAUCUAAUGAUCGAUUUCAUCGGAAAACGCUAAUGCUGCCGCCUAUCAUCACAAAUUCGCGCGCCAACUUGUGGCGCAAAGCUGUCAACAACCAUAGAGAAUCUAAAGCUGUUUCCGUCAACGAAUUAGUAACGUCAUUAGUUACAUUGAAUUAUUAAAUUAUUGAUUUAACAUUUGUUAGGAUUGUUCAAAUGCUUUUCUCAAAUUAUCGCGUUUUAAAAUGAAUUACGAAUAGAUAUAUCGAGUUCCUCCAGAUUUCUAUCCUCAACAUAUUCUAGUCUUUAAAGCGACAUAAAAUUAUUUAUGUUUGCUAGUAAUUUUAAUGUUAUCAUAAUUUGUAUUUGAUAAUGUGUAUCCAGAUUUAAGGUAAUAAGUGUAAGCUUGCAAGCUACGGGAGUGAAAAGUACAUUAAAGAUGAGUUUUAUUAUAUGUCACCUACUAGAUAAUGUCAAAAAAAUCACAGUUGAUAAUUUUACCAAAAAUGCCGACUGAGAUUGCUUAAAAAAUUAUUAAAUGUAUGACGCAUUCCAAGCACAGUAUUUUAAACGAUUACUUACGCCUUUUAUCUAAAAGAUAAUAUUUUUUCUUACAGACUAACAAGUAUUAUUGCGUUAAUUAUGUUUGUUUUAUGACGGUAUUGUAUUUAUAUUGUAGAUAGUAUGUUUAGUUAGUUUUAUAGUUAUUGUGUAAUUCUGAUAGUGGCCUCAAUCUUUUAUUUUAUCACCAUCGUAGCUGUUUACGAAGCAUUGUAUUUAAUUCAUUUAGAGCACCUACUUUUUUGACGAUUGCGCCUGGCUGCUGUCCAAAAAACCUAUAUAAUAUAAAAACUAAUAAAAAAAAUAGUAUAUGGAAAUUUUGAAUCGUGCGAAAAUCUGUAUCAUCUACGUAAAAAGAAUUAAUUGUCAGGCAGCGUCAGAAAAGUUAGCUGUAGUUUAGUUUAUAAGUAUUUAUAUAGAUUUAUUUUUAUAUUCUCCCGACCUAUUUAUUUUUUACUGUUAACGAUUUAAUCUUAUAUUGAUUAGCAACCGUGGGUAUAACCAGUGUAUUAAGAUAUAACAGUUUCACUGAUUUAUUCAGAUCAUUAUCUUUAAGUUGCGGUGUAUACUUAUACGUCUGUUAAAACUCUUCUCUAAUUGAAUCUCAACUUUUUAUGUUUUAGCGUUUCUUAAAAACAUUUAUUUAGGAAUGUGAGAAUUUGAAGAAUGGUGCCAAUAUGUCCCAAAAUAUUAUAUAAGUGUAACGAAUUUAGCUAAUCUUAAAAUAUAUUAAACAGUAAUUUGUAGGAACUGAAAAAUUAUUGUAUUAUUGAUUUAUUAGUGAAAUAUGUAAACUAUUUGUAUAAAUUUAUAUGAAUCAGCUAAGAAACGCUACGGGUUCCAUGAAAUAUAUUACAAUAUGAAUUU